Molecule: messenger RNA, 3403 nt
Organism: Pteronotus mesoamericanus
Lineage: Eukaryota; Metazoa; Chordata; Mammalia; Chiroptera; Mormoopidae
Gene: RBM15B
Product: RNA binding motif protein 15B
Exons: 1
Coding region: 1-2670 (889 amino acids)
Biological process (GO): regulation of alternative mRNA splicing, via spliceosome
Cellular component (GO): nucleus
Molecular function (GO): mRNA binding
Source: RefSeq, a predicted model, not a curated record
AUGAAGAGGCAGAGCGAGCGAGACUCGAGCCCGAGCGGGCGCGGCUCGUCAUCGUCAGCCAAGCGGCCGCGGGAGCGCGAACGGGAGGCGGAGGCGGGCGGGCGGCGGGCGGCGCACAAGGCCUCGGGCGGCGCCAAGCACCCCGUUCCAACGCGGACCCGCGACAAACCCCGUGGUAGCGGGGGCGGCGGGGGCGGGCAUCGUGACGGCCGCGGUGCUGGGGACGCCAAUCAUCGUGCGAGCAGCGGCCGCUCCUCGGGCUCAGGCGCCGGCGGUGGGGGACGAGGUGGCAAGGCCUCUGGGGACCCGGGCGCUUCAGGCGCCUCGCCUCGUUCGUCUCCACUGCCGCCACCUCCGCCGCCACCAGGGGCCGAGCCUGCGGGUCCCGGCUCGUCGGCGGCCGCGCCCGAGUACAAGACGCUGCUCAUCAGCAGUCUGAGCCCCGCGCUGCCCGCCGAGCACCUCGAGGACCGUCUUUUCCACCAGUUCAAGCGCUUCGGCGAGAUAAGCCUGCGCCUGUCGCACACGCCUGAGUUGGGCCGCGUGGCCUAUGUGAACUUCCGGCACCCGCAGGACGCACGCGAGGCUCGCCAGCACGCCCUGGCCCGCCAGCUGCUGCUCUAUGACCGCCCGCUCAAGGUGGAGCCGGUGUAUCUGCGCGGCGGUGGCGGCGGGAGCAGCCGGAGAAGCAGCAGCAGCAGCGCCGCCGCCUCCACGCCGCCCCCAGGGCCGCCCGCGCCCGCCGACCCACUCAGCUACCUGCCGCUGCACGGUGGCUACCAGUACAAGCAGCGCUCGCUGUCCCCCGUGGCCGCCCCGCCCCUGCGGGAGCCGCGCGCCCGCCAUGCCGCCGCGGCCUUCGCGCUGGAUGCGGCCGCCGCCGCCGUGGGACUGUCCCGGGAGCGAGCCCUGGACUACUACGGGCUGUACGACGACCGGGGGCGCCCGUACGGCUACCCGGCUGUGUGCGAGGAGGACCUGAUGCCUGAGGACGACCAGCGGGCCACGCGCAACCUCUUCAUCGGGAACCUGGACCACAGCGUGUCAGAGGUGGAGCUGCGACGGGCCUUCGAGAAGUACGGCAUCAUUGAGGAGGUGGUUAUCAAGAGGCCUGCCCGUGGCCAGGGAGGUGCGUAUGCCUUCCUCAAGUUCCAGAACCUAGACAUGGCCCACAGGGCUAAGGUGGCCAUGUCGGGCCGGGUGAUUGGCCGUAACCCUAUUAAGAUUGGCUAUGGCAAGGCUAAUCCUACCACGCGCCUCUGGGUGGGUGGCCUGGGGCCUAACACCUCACUGGCUGCUCUGGCCCGGGAGUUUGACCGCUUUGGGAGCAUUCGGACUAUCGAUCAUGUCAAAGGGGACAGCUUUGCCUAUAUCCAGUAUGAGAGUCUGGACGCAGCCCAGGCUGCCUGUGCUAAAAUGAGAGGCUUUCCCUUGGGUGGUCCAGACCGCAGGCUGCGUGUGGAUUUUGCCAAAGCCGAGGAGACUCGGUAUCCCCAGCAGUACCAGCCCUCCCCGCUCCCUGUGCAUUAUGAGCUUCUCCCAGAUGGAUAUACCCGGCACCGAAACUUGGAUGCAGACCUGCGGGUGCGUGAUAGGACGCCCCCACACCUCCUGUACUCAGACCGAGACCGGACUUUUUUGGAAGGGGACUGGACCAGCCCCGGCAAAGGCUCUGACCGCCGAAACAGCCUAGAGGGCUAUAGCCGCUCAGUGCGCAGCCGGAGUGGGGAACGCUGGGGAGGAGAUGGAGACCGGGGCCUGCCCAAGCCCUGGGAGGAGAGACGGAAGCGGAGGAGCCUUUCCAGCGACCGUGGGAGGACAACACACUCCCCUUACGAGGAGCGGAGCAGGACCAAGGGCGGUGGGCAGCAGGCCGACCGCAGCUCCGACCGCACCCCUGAGCGCAGCCGGAAGGAAAACCACUCCAGCGAAGGGACCAAGGAGUCGAGCAGCAACUCUCUCAGCAACAGCAGGCACGGAGCUGAGGAACGGGGCCACCACCACCACGAGGCUCCAGACUCUUCCCAUGGGAAGAAGACACGUGAGAGCGAGCGCAAUCAUCGGACCUCUGAGGCUGAGCCGAAGCCUCUCGAAGAGCCAAAACACGAGACCAAAAAGCUCAAAAAUCUUUCCGAGUAUGCCCAGACACUGCAGCUGGGUUGGAACGGGCUUCUAGUGUUGAAGAACAGCUGCUUCCCAACAUCUAUGCACAUCCUCGAGGGGGACCAGGGGGUGAUCAGCGGUCUCCUCAAAGACCACACUUCGGGGAGUAAGCUGACUCAGCUGAAGAUCGCCCAGCGCCUGCGGCUGGACCAGCCCAAGCUCGACGAGGUCACGCGGCGCAUCAAGCAGGGGAGCCCCAACGGCUAUGCUGUGCUGCUAGCCACCCAGGCCACCCCCAGCGGGCCGGGCCCUGAGGGGCUGCCCGUGGUGGAGCCAGGCCUCCAGAGGCGGCUUCUCAGGAACCUGGUCUCCUACUUGAAACAGAAGCAGGCAGCGGGGGUGAUCAGCCUGCCGGUGGGAGGGUCCAAGGGCAGAGACAGCACGGGCAUGCUCUACGCCUUCCCGCCUUGCGACUUUUCACAGCAGUACCUCCAGUCCGCACUGAGGACAUUGGGCAAGCUGGAGGAAGAGCACAUGGUGAUAGUUAUAGUAAGAGACACUGCCUAGCCCAAGCCUGUCUUUCCCAGCUCCACAUUUGUGUCACAAAAACAGUUAUUUUGAAAUCUGAUCCCCCGCCUCUAUCCUACCCCCUUGGUUUGAAUUUUCUGCUGGAUUGUUUUGGUUCAUUAGGUUGGGGGCCCAAGUCCUGUCCCCCACCGAAACUAAGUUCUUAGCUUUGGGGGAUUUUUUUUACAGCGGUGAGAUGGGACUCCUGUCAUGUUGAUUUCUAGUGUACGAGAUACUGUCUGCUGUGUUCUGUAUUUUUUUAUUUUUUGACUAACUGUAUGGAAAGUUGUCAGUAAAGCCUUUGUCAGAGGAUGGAUUUUUAAUCCUUUUCGGAGUCCUGGUUUAAUCAUGUUUUUUCUCAGAUGGAAGACCUUCCCCUCUGCAUGCACAAAAUGCCCCACGUCGUCUCUCUAGCCCUGGUGUGCUGCGCCAUCGGGGGCUCUGCGCCCCUCCGCUGUGCGGGCUGAGUCAGGACUGUGUUUGUGCUGGUUCGUAGUCUUGGCUGAGAGCCGGUGGGCUUCGGUUUGCACGCUGGCCCCUGUCCUGCCAGUCCAAACAGAGCUCAUGCAAAGGAAGGGGGCACACCCGAGGCCUAUGGCCAGCAGCUGUGGCAGUUUUUGGUUGUGGUUCUGCCCUAAACAACGUGUGCCUCUCAGUUGGAGCGGUAGCCGUUUGACGAUACCCUGUCUGAAGGCCUUUAUGGAAGUAGGUGGUCUUGGCAGGUGUGUUCUCU